AAUAGAUUCAUCAACCACAAACGUCCACCCAACUUUCCUACCCUCAUCUUCAAUACAUCCUGAGACCUCCGACCUCUCCCUGCAUACUUCAAGAUGGGUUCAGACCCCCAAUAUGCGAAGUAUCCUCUCCUCCCUCUUGCCCAGCACAUCUUCACUCUUACCAAUCCCUCCGCGCCGAAAGCAAUUCAGCAAACCUCCCUAAAGAGCCUUCAAGAUGCUAUUACCGAGCAUAAGAUGGCUCCGCUCUAUCGAUACCUAGCACAUCCUGUUGAAGGCAUCCUCAAUGCAACAGGCGAAACCUCGUCGAAGGCUACGCCGGCGCCUCUGGGACGGAAACCAAGUGCGGCUGGCAUGGUGGCGAGCAAGCACUCCAUACCCAAGAUCGACUUGCCGUGGGAUGAAGCUUUAUAUGAGAAGCUGAAGAAGGACAAUGAUGAGGAGUUGGAGGGGUUCAAGAAGGAGGAAGAAGAGGCAGCAGAGAAGGCUGGAGAAACAGAAGUCCAAGCUGCAAGAGGCAAGAGAGCGGAGUUCUGGGCACGAGUUGGUGAUAAGGAUCGAGCUAUUGCCGCAUACGAGGAGGUGUUUGAGAAGACAGGUGUUUUGGGAACAAAGAUUGACCUGGUUCUUGCUAUCAUUCGAAUGGGACUGUUCUACGGGGACAAAUUACUGGUCAAGAAGCAUGUCGAUCGAGCAAAGACUCUGGUUGAAAGUGGAGGAGACUGGGACCGAAGAAAUCGAUUAAAGGCAUACCAGGGCCUGUAUCUUCUUAUGGUUCGAUCCUACUCCUUGGCCGCUCCUCUCCUCCUUGACAGUCUUUCGACCUUCACGAGCUACGAACUCUGCACAUACUCAUCCCUCGUUGUUUACUCUGUCCUGGCUGGGUCUGUGUCGCUGAAACGAGUGGACUUCAAGUCAAAAGUCGUCGAUGCACCCGAGAUCAAGGCUAUCUUAGGGGAUGGCGAAGACAAGCUUUUGGCUCUUUCGGGAGCGCUGUCAGCUGGUCCUGGAGCCGAUGAGGAGAUGAAGGAUGUCUCAUCAGCUACUCCAUCGACUACUAAGACAGCCGUCAAUCUUACAAACCUUGGAAGUGACCAACCCGAAGCCGAGGCAGCAGUCAAUUUCUCCCCAUUAGCACAACUUGUCGGCAGUCUGUACACUGGAAGCUAUCGAUCCUUCUUCGGUGCCUUGGCAGCCGUUGAGGUCAACUUCCUGACUCAAGACCGAUAUCUCUAUGAGCACCGUGGAUGGUUUGUCCGGGAGAUGCGUCUUCGUGCUUACCAACAAUUACUGCAAAGCUACCGGGUUGUCGGCCUCGAGAGUAUGGCAAAUGACUUUGGAGUUUCUGUGGACUUCUUGGAUCGUGAUCUUGCAAAAUUCAUUGCAGCCGAGAGAAUCCCCUGUACCAUUGACCGCGUGACUGGAAAAGGCAUCAUCGAGACAAACAGACCAGACGACAAGAACAAGCAGUACAAUGACGUUGUGAGACAAGGCGAUCAACUUAUCACCAAGCUUCAAAAAUACGGCCAGGCUGUAAGGUUGAGGGGCAGCGAGCGUGCAUAGAGGAAGGCGUUGUGGUGUGGGCACGAACUAAUACCUUCUCGCAAUGCAUUUGUACAAUAUCACGGCGAAUAGAGCAGAGCAGCGUCUUUGCAUGAGAAGAUCUAGUCUUCAAUCUUGACGUCUGUAUUGAGUAUGGAAGCGGCUAAAGACUAAACUAUCGACGUCUCUUGCAGGGUUACCUUCAACGUUGUACUCUCUUUUCUUUUUCUUACAGCAGCGGUCACUUUCUGUCCGGUUGACCCCUGCCCGAUUUGUACAACCCCCUCCUAGGCGAGGAACGACUUUAGGACGAGGUAUAAAGCUGCAAACGGAACCGGGCAUAUUUGAAGAUGUCGUUCAACAGAAUCUCGGACAUGUUGCGGGAAGACUGCCAUCACCUAUCAGGCAUCUGUGGUACCACUGCACAAACGCAACCUCCUCGUUCCUAGUCUCAUUUCCAAACAAGCUU
Molecule: messenger RNA, 2008 nt
Organism: Hyaloscypha bicolor E
Lineage: Eukaryota; Fungi; Ascomycota; Leotiomycetes; Helotiales; Hyaloscyphaceae
Product: PCI-domain-containing protein
Exons: 3
Coding region: 94-1560 (488 amino acids)
Biological process (GO): proteasome-mediated ubiquitin-dependent protein catabolic process
Cellular component (GO): proteasome regulatory particle
Source: RefSeq, a predicted model, not a curated record